Molecule: messenger RNA, 399 nt
Organism: Iphiclides podalirius (scarce swallowtail)
Lineage: Eukaryota; Metazoa; Arthropoda; Insecta; Lepidoptera; Papilionidae
Source: the annotation of a GenBank genome assembly
AUGGAUAGAGUACUACGAAGAGGCUACAUAGCCCGCGGGCGGCCGCCACGGGUCGGGGCUACGCGGCUACUGCUACGUGGCACCUACGCUGCUGCAGCUACGCGGCGCCUACGUUGCGUCAACCACGCGGUAACUACGCGGCUGCGGCUACGCGGCGCCUACGCGGCUGCGGCUACGCGGCGCCUACGCGACUGCGGCUACGCGGCACCUACGCGGCUGCGGCUACGCGUCGCCUACUCGGUAGCGUUGCGCUCGUGGCGCAGCAACUCGUCGAGGUUGUCGAUCUCGAUCUCGUGCACGUGCUUGCCCGCGAAGUGCACGAAGUCGUGGGGGGGCGCGUCGGUCGACCUCUUGCGGACGCGCAUCUUGCCUGCGGAAAUCGUAGCGCGCCAGUUUACA